Hyla sarda is the source of this 6398-nucleotide messenger RNA. It is a transcript of the gene MAP2K5, whose product is annotated as mitogen-activated protein kinase kinase 5. Gene Ontology annotation, molecular function: protein binding; MAP kinase kinase activity; ATP binding. The transcript has 23 exons. The coding region runs from base 331 to 1473 and encodes 380 amino acids. The record is from RefSeq and is a predicted model, not a curated record. Lineage: Eukaryota; Metazoa; Chordata; Amphibia; Anura; Hylidae. Gene Ontology annotation, biological process: protein phosphorylation; MAPK cascade.
UGGCAAUGAGUCGGAUGGCCGACACCUUAUGAAUAAAUGGACAGCUGGAUGUAACCACUCUCCUUGUCAAAGACACUUGUCCACUUACAUUUUGACACUGUCAUAGGUGACCAGGUGAAGGGUCACACCCAGUUGACUAUUUAUUCAUAUAUUUCCAAGAGGAAUAACCGCAGGACGUAAUGUCAAUGAUGCUCCAGAAUUUCUAUUUCCUGGAUGUGAUCGGGCAGGUUCUCCCUGACGCCACCACUACAGCCUUUGAAUAUGAAGAUGAAGACGGUGACCGGAUUACAGUCAGGAGCGAUGAAGAGAUGAAGGCUAUGUUGUCCUAUUAUGAAGACAGGAGUGAGAACAGUGAUGGUGUUCAUGACAACCAAACAGUACUGCAACAUGGUCCUUGAGCAGCAGGGUAGCAGCCCUCUGAUCGAACCUCUGCAAAUCUAUCCACGUGCCUGCAAGCCUCCCGGGAAGCGGAACAUACAUGGCCUCAAGGUAAACACCCGAGCAGGAUCCUCUAGCAACUGCAGCUCCUCCGUGUCGGACAGUUUACCCAGCAAUAGCCUUAAGACGUCUUCUGCAGAGCUCAAGAAGAUUUUGGCCAAUGGACAGAUCAAUGAACUUGACAUUCAGAAUCGUGAUAUUCUCGGUCAUGGUAAUGGAGGGACCGUGUAUAAGGCAUACCACGUGCCAAGUGGAAAGAUCCUGGCAGUGAAGGUCAUCCCAUUAGACAUUACUGUGGAGCUACAGAGACAGAUUAUGUCAGAGCUGGAGAUUCUGUACAAGUGCGACUCUCCAUACAUAAUCGGGUUUUAUGGGGCAUUUUUUGCAGAGAAUCGAAUUUCUAUCUGUACAGAAUUUAUGGAUGGUGGAUCCCUAGAUGUAUACAGAAAGAUUCCCGAACAAGUUCUAGGAAGGAUAUCUGUUGCAGUGUUGAAAGGCCUCACAUACCUCUGGAGCUUAAAGAUAUUACACAGAGACGUUAAACCAUCCAAUAUGCUGGUGAACACUCGUGGCCAGGUGAAGCUAUGUGACUUUGGUGUUAGUAUACAGUUGGUGAAUUCUAUCGCCAAGACCUAUGUGGGCACAAAUGCUUAUAUGGCGCCUGAGCGGAUUGCAGGGGAGCAGUAUGGUAUUCACUCUGAUGUCUGGAGCUUGGGAAUCUCAUUUAUGGAGCUAGCACUUGGGAGAUUUCCAUACCCACAGAUCCAGAAAAACCAUGGCUCUUUAAUGCCGUUCCAGAUAUUGCAAUGCAUUGUUGAUGAGGAUUCUCCUGUUCUUCCUGUGGGGGAAUUUUCUGAGCCUUUUAUACAUUUCAUUACUCAGUGUAUGAGAAAGCUACCAAAAGAGAGGCCUGCUCCAGAAGAGUUAAUGGGUCAUCCGUUCAUCGUUCAGUUUGAUGAUGGAAACACGGAGGUGGUGUCGAUGUGGGUGUGUAGGGCGUUAGAAGAGAGACGGUCACAGAACAGCCAGGAGUGAGAAGACAUCACAAGGAUGAAGCAAGUCAGACUGUUCACACAGACUGGCUCAGAAGACCCCAGUGUCAUAUACACUGUGAGCAUGAGCCAAUUCUUUGCUGAAUGACCCAUCAUGCUGUAUACCUGGUGUGUGCGGUGUGGCCUGCUAGAAAUAUAUUCCACAUGAAUUGGGUGUCUGAAGAAUGCACAGGACAGCGGAAAUAAGGACCAACAGUGUUUACUAUAGCAGCCAACUAGCUCUUGGAAUAUACAAUGCACUGUAAGCCGGGCUAAGCUAGCAGUUGAGUAAGAGGACUUACUAUGCCUGUAUACAUAGCAUGAGGCGCACCAGGAUGAUCAGGAUUUAUUCUCCAUAAGUAACUUCACUUAUUGUGAUCAUCAGCUCAUUAAAGCGUCUUCCAGGAUUUACUAUAUAAAAGUGCCAUAUUACUACAGGCCUCAGGAGUCUCUAGUAUGCUUGAACACUUGAGAGUGGUGGUUUGUAGGGGACAAAUGUUAUUGUAAUCCACUUGUUGGAGUCCCUCUGGUGCCACCAAGCAGUUAUAUCUCUAUUGUAUGUUUCUGAUGGUAUGUCUUGCACAUAUCAGAUUUUUCAGUCUAAUAAACUUUUAUACAGGGGAUUCAUUUUUUUGCCCUUUUUCUUACAUUGGAUGAAUCACCCAUUAUGAGUUUGUCAUGUUGGGCUGGGUUCACAUCUGUGUUUUAUUUUUCUGUUCACUUGCUCAUUAAUUGGAGCAGAAGUGUAAAAAAUAGUGGAGCCAGCAGAUCCAUUGUACAUCAGACACCAACAGCGCCUGACAGACCCCAUUGACUUUAACGGGGUCCGUCAGUUUCUGGCAUGGUGUCUGUCCAUCAUUUGAGCAGACAAAAAAUUCCUGCUGAGCUCUUUUUUGUCUUGUAUUUUGUAUAGAAUCUGCACUAGAGGCCCCCAAUGGAGCCUCAGACACAGAUGUGAAUGUAGUCUAAUGUUCUAAUCAUGGCUACACUGCCUGGAAAGUGACAUCAUUGAUCAGAGCCACAUACAUAAACAUGUUCCUUUUCUUUAUUUUCUGCUUAACUCCACCAAUAGAAAAAAUGCUUUUAAAACAUAAUGUUUACUGAUUCAUAUAAAAAAAUUAAAAACCCCAGGCCCAAAUAAUUUUAGGAAACUUGGGAAAUACACCCUCAUCGCCCCUGGACAUUGGUGAAUAGGUUUUUGUUUACACUUCUGGUGGUGGUGUGUCACCAGAAAUCACCAGGAGACGGGCAUAGAAGAGGAAAUAUAUUCGGCAUUCCUCCAUUCUUGGGAUGCCUGCCCAUGCAUGUAGAAAUAUCCACACCAUUGCCUGAUUAUAAGGGUAACUACUAGAGUAUUCAUGGCAAGCAUCACUACCAGAGGCGUCCUCUUUAGUGCAUGGACGGUGCGCCUGAGUCUGUGCCUGACUUACACGGCUAGUGGGAGUGUUUGUGAUGUUAGGCCUUACUAGAGAUGGGGCAGUGCUUUAUUAGUCUCAUGCAAUUUAGCACAUUAGCGUGUGCUCCACAAUGAAGUAUGCCUAUCAUGCAUUAUGGGUUAUACACUAUUGGAUGCUGUAGGAGAGAUCAAUGAUGGAUGGGAUAGAUUGGUUGCUGCAGGCUACAGCUACCACUGCCUGCUGACACUGACAGGCAUAAUGUAGACAUGAAGGAAAGAGAUAAGUAAAGGAUAGUCGGUAUAAAUUUAUUCACAGCAAAGAAAACCACUCUUAGAACAGGGUCACAGGUAAUCCUCUUGCAGCAAGUACUGAACUUAGAAAAGGGUUCAGUACUUGCUGCGAGAGGACCCUCGGUAUAAAGCCAGAAGGAAGCUAAAUUGGAUUAUUAUAGGAACGAGCUACGCAGCCAGCAUACUACGGCUUUCCAACAGCAAACACCUGCCGAACGGUAGUUCCGUUUCUGCCCCAUGCUGAGUCAACACUCCACUUCCUCUGCCAGUGGUACCCCUGCAGGAGGCAGUAGCAGCAGCAUGUUCACGAUAGAGCACAUAAUGGCAAAGUUUUUUAUAUCCUGUAUUCCACCCUGACAUGAAUUGUCACCAAAAAGGAAGUACUGCUACUACCAGCCAAACCUAUACAUAGACAACCCACCAUGAUCCCAAAAAAGGGAUAAUUUUUUCAACUUUUCAAUGUUUACAAAAGCUAUUCUUGAACGCCUUGGAGGAAGCCAUACGAGCAAAACGUUGGGUGGUGGAGGCUUACAAGUUCUUCCCAUUUGGUAAGGGUUGAUGCUACUUGUUUUCUUUAUUUACCACUAGACUAUGUUGUUUAGUCAGUUACUAUAGUCCUCAUACACACUGUUUAAUCUAUUUCUUUUUAUUUAACAAUUAGAUCCUACUAUAUUAUAGUCUGGUGGUAUUUGUAAGCCUUCCCCUUUUGUUCUGUUCUUACCAAUAGUGCUCUCUGCAUUUUAUGUAUUUUUUUUAUGAUCUUUUAAAUGUAUGUCUUUUUGUAUUUUUUUGUCAAUUAAGGAAUUUUUUUCAUUAUUUGAUCUACAUACACCUUGUUUGUAGAUCUACUAGUGAUGUUCUAGCAUCUAGCAGAUAGAUGUCCGUGGGAUUCCCCUCUAUUAACUAAGAGUUCUACAGCAUGGUAUUUAAAAAUGUGUUUUCUAAGUCCAUCAACUCCUUUAAGUACUUGUGGUGGAAGUGUGGAAAAUGUGUGUAGGUCACUGCAGGAGGUUAUUAACAAAGUUACAGAACAUUAGACAUCUUUCCAUUUCCGAUUACAGACUUGGUUAAAGGGGCCGUCCACUUUGCCUAUUUUCACAAUAGCAUUACAAACAGUGUUGUGUGCAACAUACUAAUAUAUAUUUGUUAGAAAAUAAGCUCCAAAUACUACCUCUUAACAAUGUCACCGCCUUGUUAUUACAGUCUACCCUACAGAAGUACAGAAAUGAAUGCUAGGGGUAGUUUCACAUAUUUUCCCAUACUACAUGAGAGUCCAUAGUGGAAUAUAAAAUAUACCACAAACAAGUCAGAUUUACUAAAACUGUCUUUCACCACCUUAAUCACAAUAACCUGUCACAUAUGUAAACGGUCCAGUCUCCUUUUAAGUGUUUUUUUUAGUUUUUAAUUCAAAAAAGUUAAUAUAGACUUAUAGUUUCAUAUUCAAUGGUUGUUCAGAAAAAAAUCCACAAAACAUAAAAGGGAGCAAUGAAUGAAAGAAAGUUAUGUAAGACCAUGGCCAAGAUUUAUCAAUCUGCCUGAAGCAAAAAUGCUUUGCCUUUAGCAACCAAUCACAGCUCAGGGUUCACUUUACCAAAGUAAUUUGAGAAAUGAAACCUGAGCUGUGAUUGGUUUGUUGUGGGCAAAUCAGACAGGGAUAGUGCAUAUAACACCAUAAUUCUGGCACAUUUACAACACUCUCUCCAUGCAUUUUGUUAAAUAAGUAAGAAUGCUUAAAACAGUCAAGCAGACUGUUUUGCGUAGUUUAUGCCACAUCCAACUCCUGAGUUGAAGAAAUAGCAUAUCGCUAAGUUCUAUGAUUUUUAUACCAUUUAAGACACUGGGAGCUAGGCAAAAUUCAAAAAUACCCUGCUUCACUGUUUUGGGGAUCCCAGCCACUGUAACCAGGCCACAGGGGGCAUAGAGCUUUCUUAAAGUGAUGGGACAUUAAUCUGACAUUUAUUGCAUAUCUUAGCUCACCAAAGUGUCCUCUGAUGGGCCCAGUUGACAUAACAAUUAUGGUUCCCUUAUACAACAAGGCCCCAGGUUCUAGCAGAGGAAAAUCCUGUUUGGAGGUGACAUUAGAGCGUAUACCAUGGCACUAGGGUCUAUUCUUAUUGGUUUAUUCACAAAUAGCAUGUUGUGCUAAGUUUCACGUUAAUAUCUUUAGUCGUUUGGACGUGAUGCUGGAACACACACACAUACACACACAUUGGGGUUUAUUUACUAAGAGUGGAGUGGAGUUUUCUUUGUGGGUUUUGAUUUCCGACAGGUAUUUCCCAAGGUACUUACUAAGGUUUCCCUACGUUUUGCUCUUUUCCCUACACUUUGCUUUUUUUUUUACACAUGCUCUGAUCUGUCUGGUUUUCCUCAGCUCAAAUCCACCACAUUUUAUGUGGAAACCUUAGUAAAUAUGUUGGGAUUUUUCAAAACUGUCGGGGACAUGCCCCUUUCUUUUGUCAGGACAACGCCCACUUUCUCCCGUGGCCACGCCCCCUUUUCGGAUUUUUCUUGUAAAAUGGAGGGUUUUGUUUUUUUGGGUCGCAAAUUGUGUCGCAUGGAAUGUGCGACAAUUUGGGCGCAAAACCAGACAAAAAAGAGUCGGGAUCACGUUCAUAAAUAAACCCCAUUGAGAUAUAUAUAUAUAUAUAUAUAUAGAUGGAGAGACUCUUAGAAGCAUCUCCUAGUGGGCUCUGGGUACCCAUCUGAGUACAUUCCCACAUCUAUGUUUCCCUUUAAUGUUCCAAAAAUGCAGUGUCUGCUAUCCAGGUUUAUGUAAAUGCACCUUAAAAUAUUUCCUAUAUUCCAGAAGAAAUUAAAUAUCUAUGAAGAAAGAGUGAGAAGCUUAAGGUGAAAGAUGACAAAGGUUAACCCGUAAAAAAAAAAGUGUAAAUUGUGUAUGGCAAAUACACGGGGACACAAGAAAGCUAAAGAACAAUUGAUAAAUCGAUAAACUCAUUUAAUCCUUCAGGGGAAAAGCAUUUUAAUUUAUAGGACUAAUAUUACUUGAGCCUUAAAGCUGUCAGCGCGGAGUUUUAGGGUAAUGUACUCGGCAGCGAUAUUUUGAUUACAGCGGGUUAGAUCGACACCGUUUAAUUAUAGAAUGUUUUUGAUACAGACAGAUAUCUAUUGUUUCUUUAGAAAGUGCUGAUAUAUAGAGGAGAUGGUUUUAUAAACGGGAAUAUUUCCCAAAAUUUAUGACCAGUAUAUAUCACAUAAAAUGACAAAUUAGCCUCAUAAAAGAA